Molecule: messenger RNA, 396 nt
Organism: Aplysia californica (California sea hare)
Lineage: Eukaryota; Metazoa; Mollusca; Gastropoda; Aplysiida; Aplysiidae
Product: chondroitin proteoglycan 2
Cellular component (GO): extracellular region
Molecular function (GO): chitin binding
Source: RefSeq, a predicted model, not a curated record
UGCGGCCAACGUCCCCCCACCCUGUGGUGUCUUCAAGAACUGCACCAACAUAAACGACGGUCACUACGCUGACACAGACAACAGCUGCAAGUCUUACUACACCUGCAUCAGUGGCCAGUUCGUUGGCCACAACUUCUGCCCUGCUGCUCUGAUAUUCAACGAGGCUCAACAGAGCUGCGAUUGGCCCAAAGCAACCCCGCCCCCCUGCGGCACAGCCUCUAGCUAGGAGAAAGACAGUCUCGAGACGAGUGGGACGUCAAAUGAAAUGGUUUUGGGUAACUGCACACUGUUGCACCGUGAAGUGAAAUAAUCAAAUACGAUGAAAUAACAACGACACCGCCACCCUCCCCCAAAAACCAACAACAAACAAACAAAAAUAAAACCAAAAAAAACUGA